CAAAAUUUUUCAUUCGAACGACAGGUGCAACAAAUAUAUGGGGUUGCGUUAUGGGGAAUUACUAUGGAAACCUAUAGAAUGCUCUACAGUUGACUAAUGGAAAUUGAACUUUGCUGCACGUACUUUGACGUUAAACGUCGAACUCAAAGGGUUAUUGAAACCAAUUUCUCGUCUAAUUAGCGACAAUUUACGGAUAAUUAAUUACGCCGAUGUGCACCAGUAGCGAUAAUAGUGUUAAAACAAGGAAUGAUACGUCGAAGAAGAAUGUGAUAUCCGCACAAAAUUUAUUUAUGAAACCAUUAUUGCGGUUGAAACAGCAAGAACAUAUUCUUGAAAAAGGAUUAAUUAGUGCAAUUAAAAAUAUGAAAAUAGACUCGAAUUUAUUACAAGAUAUCACGCACGAACAUACAGAGUUAUCCUUAAGAAGACACAACUAUUUAGAUACAAUGUACAAAAAUAUAGAAAAUAUUAUUUCCGAUUUGGAUUCUGUAAAAAAUAUCGUUAAAAAUCCGGAAGAAAUUAAGAAAUUAGAUGUAAACAUGUACAAAUCAAAAUUGUUAAAACUUUCGCAAAAUAUGCAGGAUUUCAAAAAAACUUAUCCCGUUCAAACUUUAAAAGAGGAAGGGGAUGCUUUAAAUGCUGAAUUUCAACAAUGUAACUUUAAUUUGGAUAAGUACGAGAAAAAUGCAACGCACACGCCAUUAUUGUGUAAAAUUAAAACGGAAAAUAAAAAGGAAAAAAUAGAAUUUAAAGACGUGGAUGAUUUUCAUGGCCUUGUUGCGAUAACAGGUCACACGGAAAAUUGGACAUUGGAUGAUCACUUGUUUUUUCUAAAAAUGAGAAAGAAAUGCAAAAGCAUUCCAACUCUAGUUACAAUGAUUCAAAAAAAGUGUCCAGAUUUAACAGCUGAAACUAUAGUGAAUCACGAGGCAUGGUACAAACAUUAUCAAGAUUUGCGUGAAAGACAAAAGAUGGCGGUGAAGGAAUGGCGUCAACAAAAAGAAUUAGAGAAAAAAACAAAUAUCGAUGAGAUUGGGAAAGAAAUCGAUUUCCACGAAGAGGAAGAUUUCCAAAAUGAAAUUGUUGAAGAGAAAACGAUAAAAGUUUUUAAAAAGACAAGAUCAAGUCAUUCGGAAACUAACAGCAGUGCAAGUUCGAAGAAUAAUAAUAACGAGAAGAAAGAAUUGAUCAAAAAGUGGAAAAUUGAGAAGGAAAAUAAACGUUUUAUGGAUGAAGAACAGAUGAAAAUGCAAAUGAAGUUGAAGAAAGAAAGGGAAGAAAAUAGAAGAAAGAAACGCCAAGAAAAGAUUCAAGAAUCUUUGGAAGAAUACAAAAAGAAAAAAUCAAUGGAGAAUACUUUGAAAGAAAUGAAUAAAGUUAACAAAGAGAAAUGUAAAUAUAACGCAACUUUAAUUAGAGCGUUUAGGGAGCAGGAUAAAGAAUAUACUGAGAAAAGGAAAAAUUUAAUUCUACGUUCAAAGAAGCCAAAGAAAAGCGACUUGAUGGAUGUAAAAAAGGUGGAACUCGUUGAAACGCGAAAUUAUUCGACAUUGUUAAAUAGUACGAAAGUUUGGAGGGAGAAAUGUAAAAUCGACGAUUCAAAAAAGUAUUCGAACGAAUUUCAAUAUAUCAAGGAUAUCCCAAAAAUGUGUAUCCGAUGGAGGAACGAAGAAUCGGAGGAUCUAAAAGUCUAAUAAGAAAUAUACCGAUUAAAAAAUGUAAAAGACAUUAGUAUAAAUGAUCGUACGUAUUAUCGUAUAUGCCUAAUUUAUUGUACUCGUAAAAGUUUUAUCAUUUUUAUGGGUAACACGCUAACGCGGCUCAAAGUACGUAUAAAUAUACAAUUUCUUUUCCACACGUGAAUUUUACAGAAUUUUCCUUUAAUUUUAAUUUUUUUCUAAAACAAUAUUCAACAAUAAUCAUGCGAUCAAACGCAAACUUAAAAAUUACCUAAUUCCCUGUAAUUUAAUCAAAAAUACAAUUAUUUUUUUUUCUUUUUUUUUUUUUUUUUUUUUUUUUUUUCUUCAAUUAAUCAAUGCUUGGAUAUACAGGUAUUGAAGAAAGAAGAGGAAAAUUAUUACAGCUAAAAAAUAUACGAUAUGUUUUACUCCUCCUUUCGUUUAUAGCUUCAAUAAAUUAAUUAAUCGAACAGAGCAUACUCUUAGAGCAGCAAAUAUUUAACACAAUUACUGCAUAAUAAUUUAUAUAUUAAUCGGUAUUAUAUUUGAAGGUAUUUUAUUUACAGUAAUUGUACUUACUUCCUGUUCGAAUAUUCCCAAACUCUUCGGAAUCACUCUUCCACUCUAGAGGCGAACGAA
Molecule: messenger RNA, 2318 nt
Organism: Apis dorsata (giant honeybee)
Lineage: Eukaryota; Metazoa; Arthropoda; Insecta; Hymenoptera; Apidae
Product: coiled-coil domain-containing protein 112-like
Exons: 6
Coding region: 210-1694 (494 amino acids)
Source: RefSeq, a predicted model, not a curated record